AUGAGGUUUACAAUACGACAUUGCAUAUAUGUUUUGUUAUUGGUUUGUACGAUAGUUGAUGUUCGUGGACAAGAAUGCAGUCAUUAUUUUGAAGAUGGUGGUGUAUGUGUUAAUUACAUAUCACGUAUCGAUUAUGUGUCCCAUGAAAAUGGACAGGACGUCUCAAGCAUUGAACUUUCCCUUAAAAAUCUUAGUAUAGCCCAAGGUUUAUCAACGCUAGAUAAUGAUACCAUCCUUGACAGUUGUGUACAAGCUUUCACAAGUUUUGUAUGCGCUACUGCAUUUAUAAAAUGUAAAGUGACUGACUCCAAUACCGUUUUGGACCUUCCUUGUCAGUCCACAUGUACAAAAGUUUUGGAUCCCUGUGUAAAUAAUAUUGAUAGCGCAUCACCGGAUACUCAAAAUAUUAUUAAAACGUACAUUCAAUCAUCAAAGUACUUCCCUCAAGAUUGUAAUGGUGAUAUUGGUACAUCGCCACCAUUAGAUAUCAAGUAUCCAAAAGAAGAAUGUAAUAGUUCUCCACAGAUUUCUUUUAGACCAAAAUGUUUCAGUCCUCUUAUUGAGGAUCAUGUUUGGGUUGAAUCUAAUAAAAGCAAAACUAUAGUUACAAAUCUUUGUCGAAAUGGUUGCUGUCUUCCUUGUCCUCAAUCCUACGCUUUAUAUCCAGAAGAUAAGAUGGAAAGUAGUUUCUUGAUAACACAAAUAUUAAGAGCCAUUUCAGCUGUUGGAUCAGCGGUUAUGUUAAUUUCAUAUCUAGUUUUACCAGGAAAAAGAAAUCAUCCUAGUAUAUUGAUCCUUUUUGCUUCUUUAUCAAUUUUCUUGUAUUCUUCCAAUGUGUUUUUUUCAAUUGGAAACCCAAAAGCGGUUCAAUGCGAAAAUGAAGUGAUUGCUAGCACUCAAGCAAAUAAGCCGUUCUUAUGUGGCUUUCAAGGAGCUUUACUUAUUUUUGCUUCACAUGCAACUACUUUGUGGGUUGGAGUUAUAAUUCUUAACCUUCACAUCCAUACCGUAUGGAAUUCAAAUAUAUUGAGCAAUAGAUACUAUUAUAUUUACGCUAUAUGCUGGGGAAUUCCAUUAAUAUUAACCGUAGUAGCACUAGCAAGACAAUCAAUUAUUUAUCAAUUUGCUACGCUUUGUUUUAUCAGAGUUGAAAUGGCUAAUAAUAUAUUCUUUUAUCCUAUGGCCAUUUUUGUUAUUCCGAACGAAGUCAAAAAUUCGGAUGAAUUGAUGACACAUCGUCGUCAUGUAUUACAAGCAAUUAGGAUUCAAUGGAGGGCACUUUUAUUAGCCAUUAUAUUAUUAACUACAGUAAUAUUCUAUUGGUUAUUUUAUUUCCUUGAAUUAACUACCAUAUCUAAUGGUGCAAAAAAUGAAGAUUUUUUAAAAGAAUGGUUACCUUGUAUUCAAUCAGGCAAAGGACAAACCUUUUGUGCAAAUAAUAUUGCGAGCAAAUAUAUGCCUCGAUUUGAUUUAAUGUUUGCAGCUGAAACGUUAACUAGUUUGACCGGCAUUUACUUAAUUGCUAUAUUUUUUAAUAAUGCUUUAUGGCGAGAAUGGAAGAAUUGGUUCAGCGAUAAAUUCGUUUCAAGUCGUAAACUUGAAAAUUCUAAUCCAGAUCAAUUUCUUGCUUUAUAA
Funneliformis caledonium is the source of this 1635-nucleotide messenger RNA. The record is from the annotation of a GenBank genome assembly. Lineage: Eukaryota; Fungi; Glomeromycota; Glomeromycetes; Glomerales; Glomeraceae.